AUGGUUCUAUCCAAGGCAUCCUCCCAAUCCGACGACUCGAUCCACUCAACGUUCGCCUCUCGAUAUGUUCGGGAUUCUCUUCCAAGGUUCAAGGUUCCCGAGAAUUCGAUUCCUAAGGAAGCCGCGUACCAAAUCAUCAACGAUGAACUUAUGUUGGACGGAAACCCUAGGCUAAAUCUGGCCUCAUUUGUUACAACAUGGAUGGAACCGGAGUGUGACAAGCUUAUCAUGGCUUCCAUUAACAAGAACUAUGUCGACAUGGAUGAGUACCCUGUCACCACUGAGCUUCAGAAUCGUUGCGUUAACAUGAUCGCACAUCUUUUCAACGCUCCACUGGGAGACGGGGAGGCAGCAGUUGGAGUUGGAACAGUAGGAUCAUCAGAAGCCAUUAUGCUUGCAGGCUUGGCAUUCAAGAGAAAAUGGCAAAACAAAAUGAAAGCCCUCGGUAAACCCUGUGACAAGCCUAACAUCGUCACUGGUGCCAAUGUUCAGGUUUGUUGGGAAAAAUUUGCUAGGUACUUUGAAGUGGAGCUGAAGGAGGUUAAGCUGAGAGAUGGCUACUAUGUAAUGGACCCUGAGAAAGCUGUGGAAAUGGUGGAUGAGAACACAAUUUGUGUUGCUGCAAUCUUGGGAUCUACUCUUAAUGGAGAAUUUGAAGAUGUUAAGACCUUGAACGACCUUUUGGUGAAAAAGAAUCAGGAAACUGGGUGGGACACUCCAAUUCAUGUGGAUGCAGCAAGUGGUGGGUUCAUUGCACCAUUUCUAUACCCGGAACUUGAAUGGGAUUUCAGGUUGCCAUUGGUGAAGAGUAUUAAUGUGAGUGGGCACAAGUAUGGACUUGUGUAUGCAGGGAUUGGAUGGGUAAUUUGGAGGAACAAGGAGGACUUGCCUGAAGAACUCAUCUUCCACAUUAACUACCUUGGUGCUGAUCAACCCACUUUCACGCUCAACUUUUCUAAAGGUUCUAGUCAAGUAAUUGCUCAAUACUAUCAACUCAUUCGCUUGGGUUACGAGGGGUACAAGAACAUCAUGGAAAAUUGUCAAGGAAAUGCAAUGGUACUGAAGGCGGGGCUGGAGAAAACAGGACGCUUUAACAUUGUAUCAAAGGACAAUGGAGUCCCAUUGGUGGCAUUUUCUCUCAAGGACAAUAGCCAUCACACCGAGUUCGAGGUGUCUGACAUGCUACGACGCUUUGGGUGGAUCGUCCCGGCCUAUACCAUGCCACCAGACGCACAACAUGUAACAGUUCUAAGGGUUGUCAUACGCGAAGAUUUUUCAAGAACUUUAGCCGAGCGCCUUGUCAUGGACAUUCAAAAAGUUCUACACGAUCUUGAUACGCUUCCAGCUAGAGUUACCGAGAAAAUGGCUAAAUUGGAAGAGCAUGCUCGGAAUGGUGUCGUGGUGAAGAAAAGUGCCAUUGAGGUACAAAGGGAGAUCACUACAGCUUGGAUGAAAUUUGUUGCUGACAAGAAGAAGACUAAUGGAGUGUGCUAA
Fraxinus pennsylvanica is the source of this 1494-nucleotide messenger RNA. The record is from the annotation of a GenBank genome assembly. NCBI's taxonomy places the organism in Eukaryota, Viridiplantae, Streptophyta, Magnoliopsida, Lamiales, Oleaceae.